Molecule: messenger RNA, 384 nt
Organism: Arabis nemorensis
Lineage: Eukaryota; Viridiplantae; Streptophyta; Magnoliopsida; Brassicales; Brassicaceae
Source: the annotation of a GenBank genome assembly
AUGAUUAUUGGGAAUCGACCAAGGCCACAAAUGCAAAGAACAAUAAGCAUAACGAGGAUCACCGUCGAGGUUGAUGAUAAUGAUCAGAACUCCGGCCAAGAUUCUGACUUGGCUAUGGCGGUGGUAGACGGCGGAGAUAGCUACGAUCAGCGGUUCUUGGCGAUGUUUUCACCGGAAAAUCAUCGGCGAAACGAGAGCAAAGACGGAGGAAAAUCAGCGUUUUCGUCGACGUCUUUUCUUGGAAACUGUGGCUUUUGCAAAAGCCGUUUAGCUCCGGGUCGUGAUAUUUACAUGUACAAAGGAGACGCAGCGUUUUGUAGCGUGGAAUGCAGAGAACAACAAAUAGAGCACGACGAAGCCAAACCCCGAAAGAGCUCAAACUAA